AUGUUUCUUCUGUCUGAUCUUAUUUCACUUGAUCUCUCCGACAAUCUCCUCAGAAUGCCCCAACAUGGUUUCGAUAAGCUCUUGCAAAAUUUAACGAAAUUAAGAUAUCUUCAUCUUGAAACUGUUGGCAUGUCUACUGUUUCAACUGGUUCUUUAGUAAACUUGUCUUCUUCUUUGGUAUCCCUCAACCUUAGGUUAACUGGGGUGCAAGGCAGAUUUCCAAGUGAAAUUUUUCUAUUUCCAUUUCUCCAGCAGCUAAUGUUGUCACUAAAUGGAGGGAUCGCAGGUAAUUUGCCAGAAUUUAAUAAGAGCAGUCCUCUCAGAGUAUUGGAUCUCUCUCUCACAAAUUUCUCAGGAAAAUUACCUGAGACAUUCGGCAAUCUUAUGUACUUAAAUUAUCUGUCUCUUUCUGUUUGCAAUUUCCAAGGGUCACUUCCAUCAUCACUUGGAAACCUUACAGAAAUCACCUCUAUGGAUUUGUCACGGAACAGUUUUACUGGUCAAGUCCCAACUUCAUUAUGUAAACUUGUCCAGCUCACUUGGUUAUCUCUUACACACAACAAUUUUUCUGGAAAAUUUCCAAAUGUUUUGGGUAAUCUUAGUAAAUUAGAGACUUUACAUCUCUCCGUUAAUAAUUUCAGUGGUCAGUUGCCAACAUCAAUAUUCAACGUGAAUGGACUUCUUUACUUGGACUUUUCUUAUAAUCAAUUUCAAGGUCAAUUUCCUAGUAAGAUAAGCGGUCUUCCAUAUCUAGUUGGCAUCAAGUUAAAAAAUAAUCUUCUAAGUGGCAGAGUACCAGCAUGGUUGUUUACUCUGCCAUCUUUGGUGAGUUUAGAUCUUUCCCACAAUAAACUCACAGGUCCGAUGGAGCAGUUCCAGCACCCUGGUCCAAUAAUUUAUGUUGAUUUGAAUGAUAACGAGAUUUGUGGUCCAAUUCCAGAUUCGAUUUUUCAACUUUUGGAUCUCAUAGUGCUAACACUUGCAAACAAUAACUUCAGUGGCAAUGUGCAGGUAAAGAAGCUUUCAGAGCUCAAAAAUCUGACGCAAAUUGAUCUUUCAUAUAAUGCGCUUUUGUCAGUAACAGGAAAGGUCAUCUUGCCCCAGCUUAAUGAAGUCUUUUUAUCUUCUUGUAGCUUAACUGCAGUCCCGCUUUUCUUGGGCACUGUAAGUUAUUUAAAUCUAGACCUUUCCAAUAACUCAAUCUAUGGCCGAAUUUCCCAAUUGGCGCUUGGAAAUUGUUCCAGCUUGUCUUACCUAAAUCUGUCACACAAUUUACUUACCAGUGUUGAGUACAUUUCAUCCAUGUUCAAGCUUCGAAUUCUUGACCUUUCAUCCAACUUACUCCAAGGACAACUUGUGGAUCUACCAUCUAGGCUUACGUUCUUCUCGGCUUCAAACAAUGAUCUGACAGGAGUGAUCCCUCCGUCUUUUUGUAAUGGGAGCAGAGUUCUAUCUCUUGACUUGUCCCAUAAUAGCUUAAGUGGAAACAUUCCAAAAUGUCUUGCGAAGAGCACUGCAGACAUCAAGUUUUUGAAUUUGGCAAUGAACAACUUCCAUGGCAGUAUAGAAUCUCUGACGUUUCCCCAUCAAUGUGAUGUGACAGCUCUUAUGCUUAACGACAAUCAAUUGGAGGGACCAUUACCAUCGUCUUUGGUUCAUUGCCAAGGUCUCGAUAUCCUUGAUGUUGGGAAUAACAGGAUUAAUGAUAGCUUUCCAAAUUGGUUAGUAAACUUUCAAUUUCUUGAAGUACUGAUUUUGAGAUUUAAUCAGUUUCAUGGUCCCAUUGGCGAUUCCAGCACAAGAUUUCUCUUCCCUCGGUUAAGAGUACUAGACCUCUCUCACAAUCAAUUUUCUGGUAUUUUACCAGCAAGUUUUUUUAACAAUUUUGAAGCUAUGAAGAGUGGAUACAAGGAUGGUGUCAAACUCAAUUACUUGCACUCUUUUUUUGGUACAUAUUAUUCAAUAACUUUGUUUUUAAAAGGUGUCGAGACCCGGAUGGAAAGGAUUUUAUACACUUUCACAUGCAUAGAUCUUUCCAACAACUUGUUUAAAGGGGAAAUUCCAAAGGUAUUUGGACAACUCGAGUUACUUAGAUUGAUUAACUUGUCUCGUAAUAGCUUAACUGGUGAAAUACCUUUAUCAUUGAAAAAUUUGUCACAACUUGAAGCAUUAGAUCUCUCUUCCAACCAGCUCAUCGGAAAGAUUCCUCUGCAAUUGACAAGUCUAACAUUUCUUUCGGUGUUAAACUUGUCUUACAACCAUCUUGUGGGAUGCAUACCUCAAGGAAAUCAAUUUGACACAUUUCAAAAUGAUUCCUACAUUGGAAAUUUGGGCUUGUGUGGAUCACCACUGUCAAACAAAUGUGACAAUGAUAAGGCACCACCAACGAUAGACGAAGAAGAAAGCAAUGCUUCAAGCUGGUUUGAUUGGAAAAUCGCUUUGAUGGGCUACGGAUGUGGAUUUGUAAUUGGCAUAUCUAUUGCUUACAUUGUGUUCUCAAUAGGAAAACCUCAAUUUUUUGUGAGGUUGAUUGAAAGAGAGUGUCCAAGAAAUGUGAGAAGGCUGAAUAGAGGACGUAGAAGAAGAACAAAUUAG
Mangifera indica (mango) is the source of this 2595-nucleotide messenger RNA. RefSeq names its product receptor-like protein 54. Lineage: Eukaryota; Viridiplantae; Streptophyta; Magnoliopsida; Sapindales; Anacardiaceae. Bases 1 to 2595 code for a protein of 864 amino acids. Gene Ontology annotation, molecular function: protein binding. The transcript has a single exon. The record is from RefSeq and is a predicted model, not a curated record.